AGUGACCAAGCACUUCACCUCUCUUCUCUAUAUAUUAGUCCCAUAUGUUUUGUAGUAGUUCUCUAUACGCCAAACCAUUCGCUCUAUCCAACCGAUAUAAGAAAAUGACGCAGAUCAAGGAACUCUUGACAGGGAAACUUCAAAUAUCCCACAACUACAUUUCAGUCGUCAAAAGAAAGAAGAAGCUCUUCUUGGCUCUUUCGGUAACCACCUUAUUACUUGUUGCUGCUAUUGUUGGCCUUGCAGCCGGAGUUCAUUCCCGCGGCAAGAACUCCAGCAACAGCGAACUCUCCGCCUCCGCCCAUGCCAUAGUUAAAAGCUCAUGUAGCAGCACUUUGUACCCUGACUUAUGCUACUCAGCUCUUGCCUCUGUCCCCGGAGCCAGCGCUAAAUUGUCCAGCCAAAAGGACGUCAUAGAAGCGUCCCUGAACAUCACAACUGAAGCUGUUGAACACAACUUCUUCACCGUGAAGAAGCUGAUCAAAACCAGAAAGGAUCUCACCAAGCGUGAAAAGAUCGCUCUCCAUGAUUGCCUGGAGACCAUCGAUGAUACCCUGGAUGAGCUUCACCAGGCAGUGGAAGAUCUCCACGAGUACCCAACCAAGAAAUCAUUGUCCCUACAUGCAGAUGACCUCAAAACCUUGAUUAGCUCUGCAAUAACCAACCAAGAGACUUGCCUAGACGGAUUUUCGCACGAUGAAGCAGAUAAACACGUCCGGAAGGUGUUGCUGGCUGGUCAGGUCCAUGUAGAACAUAUGUGUAGCAAUGCGCUGGCCAUGAUCAAGAACAUGACCGAUACUGAUAUAGCCAAUGAGGGGAAGACCACGAGUCGGAAACUCAAAGAGGAAGUUGAUGGAUUCAAGUGGCCGGAAUGGUUGUCGGCGGCGGACAGGAGACUUUUGCAAUCGUCUUCCUUGACACCUGACGCGGUGGUGGCUGCAGAUGGUAGCGGCGACUACAAGACUGUUUCUGCUGCUGUGGCGGCCGCACCGGAUAAUAGUAAAACAAGGUACGUGAUUAGGAUCAAGGCGGGUGUUUACAGGGAAAACGUGGAAGUUUCAAAGAAGAAGAAGAAUAUCAUGUUUCUGGGAGAUGGGAGAACCACCACCAUCAUCACAGCAAGUAGGAAUGUGGUUGAUGGAAGCACGACCUUCACCUCUGCCACAGUAGCUGCGGUUGGUGAACGAUUCCUAGCCAGGGGCAUAACUUUCCAAAACACAGCGGGUCCCUCAAAGCACCAAGCUGUAGCUCUCCGCGUAGGGUCCGACCUCUCGGCAUUUUACCAAUGCGACAUGCUUGCGUACCAAGACACCCUUUACGUACACUCGAACCGCCAAUUCUUCGUGAACUGCCUAGUGGCAGGAACCGUCGAUUUUAUAUUCGGCAAUGCCGCGGUGGUGUUCCAAGACUGUGACAUCCAUGCACGACGCCCAAACUCGGGACAAAAGAACAUGGUCACAGCACAAGGCCGAACGGACCCUAACCAAAACACCGGGAUUAUAAUCCAAAAAAGCAGGAUUGGAGCCACCAGCGAUUUGGAACAAGUGAAGAGCAACUUCCGGACAUAUCUUGGGAGGCCAUGGAAGGAAUACUCAAGGACAGUGAUCAUGCAGUCAUCGAUAAGCGAUGUAAUUGAUCCUGCUGGAUGGCACAUUUGGGACGGGACUUUCGCGCUGGACACAUUGUUCUAUGGGGAGUAUCAGAACACCGGGGCUGGUGCAGGAACCUCAAAGAGGGUGACCUGGAAGGGGUACAAGGUGAUAACAAGCGCUUCCGAGGCCGGAGCUUACACUCCGGGCAGCUUCCUUGCCGGCAGUAGUUGGUUGGGUUCCACUGGCUUUCCCUAUUCUCUUGGUUUGUAAACCUGCAAGCAUGCAUUUGUCCGGUCUGUACCGUCAAUAAUAGUGGUGAACAUGUAGUAUGUAGCAUCGGCUGGUUGAGUAUUUAUGCGGAAAUUGAUCUCUAGUACUAUGAAUUUGAUUAUUUGAUCAUGUAAGAUCAUGUACGCGUGCUAUAGUGUGUUAAUCUGGCAUGAACUGCAUGCCUUCAGAGA
Molecule: messenger RNA, 2053 nt
Organism: Juglans microcarpa x Juglans regia
Lineage: Eukaryota; Viridiplantae; Streptophyta; Magnoliopsida; Fagales; Juglandaceae
Product: pectinesterase-like
Exons: 2
Coding region: 45-1862 (605 amino acids)
Biological process (GO): cell wall modification
Molecular function (GO): pectinesterase inhibitor activity; pectinesterase activity
Source: RefSeq, a predicted model, not a curated record